Molecule: messenger RNA, 1743 nt
Organism: Hyaloscypha bicolor E
Lineage: Eukaryota; Fungi; Ascomycota; Leotiomycetes; Helotiales; Hyaloscyphaceae
Product: zf-C2HC5-domain-containing protein
Exons: 1
Coding region: 86-1660 (524 amino acids)
Biological process (GO): regulation of DNA-templated transcription
Cellular component (GO): nucleus
Molecular function (GO): zinc ion binding
Source: RefSeq, a predicted model, not a curated record
GUACGUAUUGGAUAUCUCCAAAAACGACAGUGAUAGAAUUGGCAAAUCGACCUGCGAGAACGCACUUACCGUGCAAGUACCCACGAUGUCUCUCGCGCAGCUAUCAAAGCUUCUUCCUCUACCGGAGCCCGACCUGCAGCAAGUAUUGGACUACGCAGCAACAUUGUCGAAGCAGGAUGCAGCCGAUCACUUCAACAACCUUCUGGGCGAAUCACCGCAAUCGAUAGAGUUUAUCUCCUCCUUCAACUCCCGCCGACAAGACCUUGCCUCUACCUCGAAGUCACAAGCUACUCCAGCAUCGAACGAGACCUCGGGAGUUCCCAGGAGCACCCGCAAACCAGCCAAAAAGAAAGCUCCCCUCCACACCCCCGCACCUCGACAGAUACAAGAUACCUACGCCGCGCAGGGCACAGCAUACAUCAAGAAGAACUCAGACGAUGACUACAUAACCAAGAAACCCAUUCCAUCAACUUCAGCUUCAACCUCAAGACCUCCCACGCAACCCAACAAUGCCUUCACCUUGCAACCCAAACCCGUCGCGAUCCAAGCCCCCACCCCCAAACCACCCCCCUCCGCAGCAGGACCCCUAAUCUCCGACUUCAAGACCUCAAAAUCGAAUCCUACCUUCCGAACCUCGUCUCCCGCCCCCUCAGCCUCGAAAACAAAAGUGAACAUCACCGGCGGGACGUCGAUGCACGGGGCCUCAACCGUGCUCUCUGAGCUCGAUGCCGCGAUUCGAAGUCUGGAGAUAAGCACGAAUAGCAGUCUCCUCCUGCCUGCAGCACAAAGGGCAUGUAAUUGCAUUGGUUCAAGACAUCCGCUGCUUACUGCUGCGCCGAACUGUUUGAAUUGCGGGAAAGUGAUUUGUGUGAAAGAGGGUCUUGGGCCCUGUACAUUCUGCGGGGAACCUCUGCUCAGUGCGGUCGAAGUUCAGGGUAUGAUUAGAGAACUACGAGAGGAGCGAGGGAGGGAGAAGAUGCUGUUAGACAAUGCUGGGAACCGGCGGGCAGAGGUUUCGAAGAAGCCUGCUCCGUUUACGGCACCAAGGAAUAUGGAUAUGAGUCCUGCGGAGCUGAAGGCGAAGGAGCAUAGGGACAAGUUACUGAGUUUUCAGGCGCAGAAUGCGAAGAGGACGACGGUGAGGGAUGAGGCGGCGGAUUUUGAGACGCCGGUUAUGGCGGGGGUUAAUAUGUGGGCUAGUCCCGCUGAGAGGGCGAGGCAGUUGAAGAGGCAGCAAAACGUGCUGGCUGAGCAGGAGUGGAACGCUAGACCGGAGUAUGAGAAAAGGAAGACAGUGUUGAGUAUUGGGUUUGAGAAGGGGAAGGUGGUUAAGAGGAUGGGUGUGGCGCCUGUGGAGAGGGAGAAGCCUAAGGUGGCGGAGAGUGAUGAGGAGGGGGUUGAGGAGCUGCCGUUUAGUGAUGUUAGUGGGAAUAAAGGGGGUGGGACUUUUAGUCGGAAUCCACUGCUGGGGGGUUUGAUCAAGCCUAUCUACAAUAGUGGAAGGGGGAAGGAACCGGAUACAGAGACAUCAGAGAUUAGAAAGAAAACUUGGAGGAGAGUACAGGAUAGUUUAGAGGAUAAUGAGGCAAUCAUAUUAGACGGCGGGGUGUUUGGUGGAACGUCUGAUAGAAUAGAGCAAGAAGAGCCCGCUUGUGGUUAGCCUGCGAUUUUAUAGAAGAAUAAAGAUGCGGUCACUUGCAAAGGAUGGUUCAAAAUAUUCUGGAGAGCAGUGAUAUCAUUUCC